This is a messenger RNA of Fomitopsis serialis, 2827 nucleotides long. Its product is annotated as P-loop containing nucleoside triphosphate hydrolase protein. The coding region runs from base 250 to 2589 and encodes 779 amino acids. Gene Ontology annotation, molecular function: GTPase activity; GTP binding; microtubule binding. The transcript is spliced from 12 exons. Gene Ontology annotation, cellular component: microtubule; cytoplasm; membrane. The record is from RefSeq and is a predicted model, not a curated record. Lineage: Eukaryota; Fungi; Basidiomycota; Agaricomycetes; Polyporales; Fomitopsidaceae.
GAUAUGGUCGUUCCAUUUCAACAGUGCAUAGUUCCUUGGCUCCUUGUUCUAUCUUCUCAUCAUUUCUUGUGGCUUGUGCGACUGACAUAAUGGCCUUCGCCGCGCGAUGUGCACGCACAAUGCGUGUGUGAUUAAGAAAACAAGGUUGCCUCGUUGCACAGGAGAACAACAAGUGCCCCUGGUUAAAAGCCUCCUUCUUGCUUGUCGUUCCACACGCUUUCCUCUCAUCAAACUGGACAGCGACUUACAAUGCUUCCCACAACUUCAGCUACAGCCACGUCGCCCUCGACCGGGUCUGACGAGACCAUCGACAGCUCUGGGCUCAAGUCCAUAGCUGGCGCAAUCGGCCUGUCAGACCCGCGAUUCUCGACAGCGCGACGAAAGCUGCUCGAUCUCAUUAACAGACUGCAUAACACGGGGGUCCAGCGAGACGUAGACUUACCGGUCAUCGCUGUUAUCGGUAACCAGAGCGCCGGAAAGUCUUCACUCAUAGAAUCCAUUUCCGGCAUCACACUGCCAAGAGCCAGUGGCACUUGCACAAGGUGCCCAACGGAGUGUCGAUUGACAUGGUCGACACAGCCGUGGCAGUGUAUAGUCUCCCUUAGAUUCAUCACUGACGAACGCGGCCAGGCACUCGGCCACGCUCGUAACGAGUCUUUCGGCGAAGUAAUCUUCGAGAAGGCCAAAGUCGAAGAGAGAAUCAGGCGGGCGCAGCGUGCCGCCUUGAACCCAAGCACCAGGCCCAUUCAAUUUCUGCAGGGAGCUGACGCGGACCCAGCACACCCCGAGCUGUCCUUCACGACCAAUUGUGUCUGCCUGCAGAUCCGUGGUAGCGAUGUUGCCGAUCUGUCCUUCUGCGAUCUUCCCGGUCUGAUCAGUAGCGUGGGCAAGGGCGGGAAGGAGUCAGACAUCGGGCUCAUCACUAGCCUUGUAACAUCCUAUAUCUCGAAGCCCAGUUGUAUCAUCCUCCUCACGGUAGCUUGCGAAACCGACUUCGAGAACCAAGGCGCCCACCACAUUGCUAAGCAGCACGACCCCGAAGGAAAGCGUACGAUAGGUGUGUUGACCAAGCCAGACCCCCGCUGGACUCGCUUCAUCAAGAAUGAGUGCGAGCCGCUCGAGAACGGCUGGUUCAGCGUGAAGCAGCCUGACUCGAAGGCUCUCGCCUCGGGCAUCACCUGGGAAGACGCACGCCAGAUGGAGCGCGAGUACUUCGCGUCCGCAUCCGUCUGGUCCGAGCUCGAGCCCGAAUUCCAGCGCUACCUCGGCACGACCAACCUCACGGAACGACUCAGCCAGAUCCUGUCUGAGCUGAUCGCCAAACGGCUGCCAGAGCUGCAAGAUGAGCUGCAGAGUCUCCUCCACAAGACCGAGGAAGCCCUGCGCCAGCUUCCGAAGCCGCCGUCGAACGAUGCCUUCGCCGAAAUUCUCCAUAUCCUUUCGGACUUUGCUCGAGAUAUGUCCAAGCAUUUGGAGGGAACACCCGAAGGGCAUGGGUUAUUGCAGACCCUGAGGCCCAUACAGGAACGGUUCAAGAAGGCGAUCAGAGAAACAGCUCCCGAUUUCCGACCUUCCCCGCGCCCUGCGAGGGCGUCAGCUGCCUCGAGGAGUGACGAUAUCGUCUAUGAUAGUGACGAAGAGCCGUCUGAAGCCCGAUUCCAACAGCCCGAAUUCUUGCGCGCUGAGGAGCCCGACGCGUGGAAAGUGAAGAACGACGACCGUGCCGUGUAUGUGGAUGAGGUGAUGGCCCGAGCGCGAGAGGCUACGACGCGCGAGUUGCCCGACUACUAUCCGUUCGUCGUUAUACAGCAAUAUAUCAACGCAGUUACGUUGAAGUGGGACAUCCCGACGAAGAACCUCUUCGACUCAGUGCAGAAUAUCUUGACGACCUACGUCAAGCAAAUCAUCAAUCAGCACUUCUCAAAGUUCACGCAGGGUGGGCUACACCAGCAUGUCAUAGCCGUCGUCAACGAACAUAUCAAGGAACGCUGCGCAGAGACGAUCAAGAAAGUCCUUUGGCUGCUUGAGUUGGAGCAGCAGCCAUGCACGCUUAAUGGUCACUACUAUUCUGACUACAGAGACAAGUUUGUGUCGCACUAUCGCGCACACCGAUCCAGUAGCGGCUCUGGAAGCCUACUGACGAAGCUAGGGGAGUAUCCUGGCACCAACUCUGCAAAUCGUCAAACGGAAUUCCAGAAGAAUACAGCGCAAGUGCUGUCCGGCCUGAGCGCGAUCGGGAUCUCUGGGGUGAAAGCGACGGAUCUUCCCAAGCUGCUUCCCUCAGACCCAUACGAGCCCGCGUUGAACAUCAUGGCGUGCGUCCGAGCGUACUUCCAAGUGGCUUACAAGCGAUACGUGGACUACGUCCCUAUGGCUGUCGAUCGCGAGCUCAUCCUUGGACUUGACAUGGACGGUGCACUGGAAAGUGUCCUGCUCAAGGGCCUGGGCAUCACUGGGCCGGAUGGUCCGCGGCGCUGCAAAGAGUUCUUGCAGGAGCCUCCGAACGUUGUCACUCGUCGUCAGGAGCUGCAGAAGAGAUGGGAGCGCUUGGAUACGGCGAAGAAAGAGCUCAUGGACAUCUGGUUGUAGAAGCCUGAACGGACGUGGCGUGGCGAUGCUGUACAUUUUCUUACCGUUGAGUCGUACUAUAUGGCCUUUCGAAGUUCCUCCUAGAUCUGUGCCGCGAUAGAUAUGUUCUGUAUCAGCUUUGUAUAUGAAAUGGACGCCAUCGUGUACGAUUGAGUACCUAAGCUUGUGCUUUGCGACCUUGAGCUUGAACGUUUGUACGCAGUGACGAUCAUUCAAGGGACAACUGGCGGUAAGUUGU